AUGCCACAAACACCGGUUGUUCGAGUUUGUCAUUCAUGCCCAAAACUAUCUGCUGAACAGAAAGCAGCAUGUCGUGACCGGCAAGAAGCUUUAACAACUGCAAUCAAUGACGCAAAAACCGCCUAUGUAGAAGAAGCUGCUCACAUCUCGGAGACUCAUCAUCGUUCUCUGAAAUGGACGCGGAGCCAACUCUUCUUGAGGAGUCAGAUGCUCCGUCAGCAGCGAAGCAUCAAUUCAUGGAAUGUUUUUGUCAGAGUGAAGCAUAUGGAAGCCAAUGAAGGUCAUGAAAGGGGUGAUAGGAUCAAACUCACCAAGUUCAUUGCUGAAAACAGGGAUGAGCUUGUUCGCCAGCACUCAUGGCUGACAUUGGCAGAGAAACAGGCCCUCAAUGCAGAAGUUGUUGAAGCAAGGCAACGAAAAAGUCAUGCAGCAUGCGCUAACCCCAAGGCUACUCAACACGAUAUGAAUGUUACCUUUACAUCCAUGGACCGUGAAUGGAUGGCACUUUGUGCUCGAACAGGUGCUGAAGGCUUCUAUGUAGCUGUUCGCGGCAGUAUUGAAGACCUCUUCGAACCGAAGAUUUUUGUCAUGCAGAAGGCUGAAAAAUUUGUUCAAGAUGUUUUGAAAGUAGAACCUCGUCAUCUUGGUCUCAAGCUCGAGUCGUUCAUUGUCAGCAGCCUCGAGGCCAUCACCUUGGAGAACAACAUUAAUGGCAAGGUCAAUAUGAAUUACACUAACUACAAAUGA
Suillus subalutaceus is the source of this 747-nucleotide messenger RNA. RefSeq lists its product as uncharacterized. The coding region runs from base 1 to 747 and encodes 248 amino acids. The transcript has 5 exons. Lineage: Eukaryota; Fungi; Basidiomycota; Agaricomycetes; Boletales; Suillaceae. The record is from RefSeq and is a predicted model, not a curated record.